Molecule: messenger RNA, 2415 nt
Organism: Penicillium macrosclerotiorum
Lineage: Eukaryota; Fungi; Ascomycota; Eurotiomycetes; Eurotiales; Aspergillaceae
Exons: 3
Coding region: 1-2415 (804 amino acids)
Biological process (GO): DNA-templated transcription; regulation of DNA-templated transcription
Cellular component (GO): nucleus
Molecular function (GO): DNA binding; DNA-binding transcription factor activity, RNA polymerase II-specific; zinc ion binding
Source: RefSeq, a predicted model, not a curated record
AUGCCGCCAAAGUCCAAUCACACCAGCGGCAGUGAGCCGAACGGCAUCGAACCGCCAGACGUGAGUAAGGCCGACGACGACGUGCCGGCCUGUCAGUCCUGCCGCAAGAAAAAGGCGCGAUGCGAUCGCGCUCAGCCAUGUUCUCAAUGCGUACGCUUCAAAGUCUCCUGCCUUUAUGAUGAUAGGAGAAUGAAGCCUGGUCUUCGAGCAGGUGCGGUUGACCAGCUCUAUCGCCGCAUCGAAACGCUUGAGAAUAUGUUUCUGGGGCAGGAGAUGCUAUGGCAACAAAUAUGGCAAGCGCUUCAUCCAAACUCAGCUCUUCCAAUUCCGAUGCUGAACAUGACCGGUGAAACACACCUGGAACAGCGACGAGAGCAAUCGAAAGCCUGCCUACUCGAGCUUGGCGGCUCUGCGGAGCGGGAGCAAAGGCAAGACGUCCAACAAGUGCAAAAUAUUAGCCAGGAAGACAGGGGAGAAAGCCCUCGCCCAGUCAAGCGCCGACGACGGAACGAAGUGAGUGACGACGAUCUUACGGAAGUCUUGCCACCGGAAGUCAUGAUCGAGUUGGUCGACUUCUACUAUGUGAACAUUCACCCCUGGAUUCCGGUUCUACAUGUGGCCAAGUUUCGCGAGCGUAUGCAGUCACCAGAACAUCGCUCACGAAUUGCCUGUGUCCUUCAUGCUAUCAUAGCAGUAUGCGCCCGAUUCUCGCAAAGCGAAUUUCUAAAGGAUAAUGAUUACAAAAUCCAAAUCGCCAAAAAGAGCCGCCAAAAGGUCAUUUUGGAAUGUACAGAGACUUUCUCGGUUGAGAACCUGCAGGCUCUAGCCAUCAUUGCUUUUGAAACUAUCGGUCGGGGUCGCGGGCCCUCGUCAUGGUCAAUUGUCGGAAGCAUGGUGGGUACGGUGGAAAAGCUGCAAUUAGGUGUCGAAGAAGAUGCCCUUUACCAAGGGACAAAAAAGGGGGAGACUUUGAUCCGACGAAUGGUCUUCUUAAAUCCCUCGGAAUCAUGGAGCGAAACAGAGGAACGCAGGAGGGUUUUCUGGACUGUGUUCCUGAUGGACCGAUUUUGCAGUGUUUCCACCGGCUGGAAAAUCAGUUUAACGAGUGGUGAUGUUAAACGCCGCUUGCCCUGCGAAGGUGCUUUGUGGGAGAAAGAACAGGCGGUUGAGGCACCUUACUUUGGGAUUUCAGAUUCCAGGGGGAACGCAUGGAGCAGCUCUGCCCUGAAUGAGGAUCGAGCAUCCUCGAAUCCCCAAGACCAAGACGCCAUCGGUGGCUUUGCAUACAAUAUAGAAGCCACCGAAUCACUUGCUCUAGUGACAAACUUCUUUCUUCAUCAUGCCUUUGUUGUCAGCGAUUCUCAAAAAGUGCGGAUGUGGCUCAUGAAGUUUAAAGAAUUAGAUCUGCGCCUGAUUCAAUGGAAGUUAUAUUUGCCCUUGAAGUGGCGGGAAGCUUCAGUCCUCAAUAGUGACGGAGUCAUGGACCCGAAUCUGACGUUAGCUCAUAUCACCCACAACACUGCGGUUAUUCUUCUGCAUCAAGCAAUUGCAUACCCCCCAGCUCAUUGGCAAGCUUGUGCAAUUAAGCUGCCAUCUUCUGCAUCUGCUGAGACCUGCCUAGAGGCCGCUUCCGAGAUUGCAACGAUUGGACAUCAAUUUUUGACAUUUUCGCCAAUAUUUACAAACCCUCAAUUCUCGUUUUGUCUUUUUAUUGCUGGUAGAAUGCUUCUUGCUCAUGCGAGAUACAAUGCAAUCCCUUUAACGCCAGUACUUGACACACUGAUCGCAAGUCUACUGGAAAUUUCCCAUCGCUGGACUGGAAAGAGUGAAACGAGCAAUCCGUGGGAUGAAAAUCUGGCCGCCAUAUUUGCUGAGCGUCUUAUAGAAGCCCAGAAUAACUCAGAUGCCGCGCCUCGGCCGAGCUUGGAUAUCAGACAAACUGCGUAUUCAGAUGAGUCGAAAGAACAACCAUCCCAGAAACCCAGCUUCGAAGCUUCGCCUCCCGAGGGCUCGUUACUCUAUCCUGAAGCCGCAGAUUCCAUACCCCCUGCAAGAGCUAUCAACAAACAGACACUUCAGGAGCCAUCCAAUAUCGAUCAAUUUAGCUUGGCGUUCCCACCGCUUCCGCCAGCUUUCCAACAGGACUUCCCUGCAAUGUCACGAUUUGAUCCCAUAUCACUCUUUGCACAGACUUCUGGGAACACAGUAGCGUCAACGAUGGCGAUGGAUCCAGCACAUCAAAAAUAUAAUACAUGGCAAGGCCCCAGUGUGAACAUUGAGCAUGGCAUUGGAAGUCCUCAAGAUAAUCCAUUCCAGGUCUUCUGCCUGACCCCGAGUCCAGGGCAAAGGAUCAGUCGCUACGGUGGAACGAUAAUAGAGAGUCAAAUUGCGAACACGAAAGGUUCAAAUAUUUGA